This is a messenger RNA of Entelurus aequoreus (snake pipefish), 2095 nucleotides long. RefSeq names its product gastrula zinc finger protein XlCGF8.2DB-like. Bases 366 to 1400 code for a protein of 344 amino acids. The transcript has 3 exons. Lineage: Eukaryota; Metazoa; Chordata; Actinopteri; Syngnathiformes; Syngnathidae. Gene Ontology annotation, molecular function: DNA-binding transcription factor activity, RNA polymerase II-specific; RNA polymerase II cis-regulatory region sequence-specific DNA binding. The record is from RefSeq and is a predicted model, not a curated record. Gene Ontology annotation, biological process: central nervous system development; regulation of transcription by RNA polymerase II. Gene Ontology annotation, cellular component: nucleus.
CAAACACGUGUUUCAUUGGGACAAUAGUGAGUGGUGCACACUUCCUUCGUCCAGCCACAGAACAAAACAAAGUCGCAUUUAACAGUUGCUGGUAUAACAAUAGGAAGAAUAUAUUCCACUCAUCUCUUGUACAUGCGGCUGAUGAGACGUCCAGCAGAUGAACGCUCGUCAAGAAGAACGUCCCCUUCAGCAGGCAGGAGGAUCCACGGCCCCCCCACAUUAAAGAGGAAGAGGAGGAUCUCACCAAGUUUCCACUGACUGUUGUCUCUGUGAAGACUGAACCACCUGAGUCCUCACAGCUUCAUCACAGUCCAAACGUCUGUGAAGAACAUCUUCUCCAUGAGCAACAGAAGUGGAGCUUCAAGAUGGUGAAGGAGGAGUCACAGCUCUCCCACAUUAAGGAGGAAGAGGAAGAACACAUCAUCAGUGAAGAGGGAGAGCAUCUUCAAGGACUGGAGGAGUUCCCAGUGUUUGUUGUGAUUGUGAAGAGUGAAAAUGAUGAGGUCAAAAGUGAAAGUGAGGAGACAAGAGAGGCGGAGCCUCCAAGCAGCAGCUCAACACAACACAUGACAACAGAAGCUGAUGGAGACCACUGUGGAGGAUCACAAGCAGACAAGCUCUUAGCUCCACUAUCAGAUAGUGAGGACACAACGUCACACUCUCCUGACACUGAUGAUGAAGACUCUAAAGAUGAUAAGACAUGUCACACUGACAACACACGCUUGACAUGUUCUCACUGUGGCAAAACAUUUAAAGACCGUUGCAAUAUGAAAAGACACAUGAAAAGAUACACUGGAGAAAAACCUUUUUCAUGUUCAAUCUGCGGUAAAGAUUUUACUCUAAGGUACCAUUUGAAAGAACACAUGAGAAUACACACUGGAGAAAAACCUUUUUUAUGUUCAAUCUGCGGUAAAGAUUUUACAAAAAGGCAAAAUUUGAAAGCACACAUGAGAACACACACUGGAGAAAAACCUUUUUCAUGUUCAGUCUGCGGUAAAGAUUUUACUCAAAGGCAAAAUUUGAAAACACACAUAAGAAUACACACUGGAGAAAAACCUUUUUCCUGCUUAGAAUGUGGUAAAAGUUUUGUAAUGAAUCAAAGUUUAAAAAUACACAUGAGAACACACACUGGAGAAAGACCUUUUAUAUGUUCAGUGUGUGGUCUAAGUUGUAAAGAAAGACAGCAAAUACAAGCACACAUGAGAACGCACUCUGGUGAAAAACCAUACUCAUGUUCAAGCUGCAACAAAAGCUUUGGUCACCCAAACACUCUUACAGUACACAUGAGAACACACACAGGAGAGAAAGUGUUGAGUUGCAGUGUGUGUGGUGAAAGAUUCUCUUAUAAGUACCAGUGUAAGAAACACAAGUGUGCUGGUGAGAACAGCAGCAGCAAAUGAAACGUCAGGAUUUGAAAUAAUCUGUCAAAACUUUAAUUUUGACUUUCUAACAAUAUCAGCACAUAUAACAUGUGUGACAUCAUUGUUGUGUGUGUAACACAAUCUUGUUAAUAUGAUUCUGACAUUUAUAGAUUAGACACUUCAGAUUAGUGCUUUUAUUUUAUUCAAGUACAUGAGUUAAUAUACACAUUUGUGUACUUUAAAAUGAACAGAACAAUUUGACUGAAAGAGUGAGAAUAAACAAUACAUAAAAUAUGUUACAUACAAUAAACAUUGUAUGUGUAGAUAUUCAUAAUUCACUUUUAUACAAGUUUUUUUUUUAAAUAAUGAAGUGUUACAUAUUUUAAUUUCUAAUUGUAGAUGAUUCCAUAGAUGAACUCAUUUAUAUGAUAUACAUAUUUGUUUUACAUUUGUUCAUACCUUUGCUUUUGAGUACACAUAAAUCCGUCUUAGUUCAUAUUUACUAGUUUACAUCUGAAACGUCUUCUGGACCACUUCUGGAAACAUAUUAUUAUUUACUUUAUACAUUUGAGCAGUUGUCUUUUAUACAAUUUUAAAAUGUGUGACUUUAUGAAUCAUUUGUUGGGUCUCUAUAAUCUAUUCUAUUAAUUAUCUUUAUUACUCUCUUUUGUAAUAUGAAUAUUGUUGUGUGAUUGUUCUAUAUGUACAGUAUGUCCCCAGACUUUUAUGCAAUA